Toxorhynchites rutilus septentrionalis is the source of this 3687-nucleotide messenger RNA. RefSeq lists its product as uncharacterized. Gene Ontology annotation, biological process: signal transduction. The record is from RefSeq and is a predicted model, not a curated record. The coding region runs from base 441 to 2732 and encodes 763 amino acids. The transcript has 7 exons. NCBI's taxonomy places the organism in Eukaryota, Metazoa, Arthropoda, Insecta, Diptera, Culicidae.
ACACUACAAAAAAUAUCAUUCGUCGUGAGUCUCGUAGUCGCCGUCUCGCACAAGUUUAUCCCGCACCCGAGAGUGUGCUUUUGUUUUUCUCGGUUAUUUUCCUGUGUCGAUUUUUUAGUUUAAUUUUCGGACGGGGUUUCCCUCGGUGCGUUCCCACACUGCUUCCGAGCGUAUUUCGCGACGGCACCAAACCCAAGUGCCCCAGCUAUGAUCAACAAAAUCACAAACAGUUCCCGGGGCCUGUGUUGACGACUUGCGACUUUCUGUGUGGUAUUUGUUGUUUUCUGUUUAUUUUCUUGCCUUCGUCUCUAUUUGCGAUUCCACCUUCGGGCCAGAGUCGAGAGGGAAGCAAAACGAGAAUAAAAACCAGGAGGAUUGACCUUUAGGGGCGUGGAAUUUGGGCAGGAAAUCGUUGCAGGCACUGGAACAAAGCGCACGGUAUGUGGAAGUGCCACAAGUGCGGCAAGCCAGUGUUUUUCGCUGAGCGAAAACAAUCACUCGGUUACGAUUGGCAUCCGGAGUGCCUACGCUGCGAGGAAUGUGGAAAGCGGCUUAAUCCCGGACAGCAUGCAGAGCACAAAGGAGUCCCCUACUGUCACGUGCCGUGCUAUGGGGCUCUCUUCGGGCCGCAGCUCUUCGGCCACGGGACCCGCGUUGAGUCACACAAAAGUUUCGGCCAGCCAGAGCUCAAGAAGCAAGCGAUCCUUCGCACGCCAACGGGUCCCACCGUUCCACGGGGGCAUCUCGAGGCGAAGCUCAAGGCGUACAAUCACUUCCACAGCCACCGAAGCCAGGAGAUUCGUAGCCGGGAAGUGAACGGACGGUUGGUGCUUGAGGGUGCCCUCCGGAUAUACUGGGGCGUCCAGGGGAUCAUCCACCUGAAGGAAGAUGACGACCAGCGAACGGUGGUGACGGUUCGCAAGCGGAACUCCUAUCGCUUCAGCAAUGCAAGCUCGAUGGCGUCCGCCAUGCAGGAUCUGGAAGAUAAGGAAAAUCUCAACCCGGAUCAGAGAAGUGAUCCGCUGAGUUCGAGUUUGACCGAGGGAGGGGACAAUAACGACACGACGACAAUCUCGGAGAGCAUAUCGUACGAUACGUUAAGCAUUUCAUCAGACUUGAAUUCGAUCAGUUCGUCUAAGCCUAAUUCGGGUGAGAACUCGAAGGAGGUAUCUCCGAGCCACGUGGCUGCCAAUGGAAAUAAAUACGUAACACUGCCGCCAAAGCUAGAGGUGAAACAGUUGGAAUGGGACGAGAUCGACGAUCUUUUGCAGGUUGAACGCAGAGUGGAUGAAACGGAAAAGCUGUACCGGACGAUGCCUUCCCCGCUGCCAUCGAGUUGCUCGCAGCAGGAUUCGGAGCCCUCGGAAAGUGUUACCGAUACGGACUACAAAACGCUCACCCCCCAGACGGUCACAAAUUCAAACUCAUCGACCGAUAGCAACAAGACGGUCAGCACAUUGAACGGGGAGGAAGACUUCCAGACGCCUAUUGGAACACUUCGAUCGCAUGAUUUCGAGGCAUUCAAAAUGCAAAUGAGUCAGGAGUUCAUCAAUGGAGCAGCCGAUCUGGGGACUACCGAGGGAACGCUCAAACUGAACCAACCCAUCGAUCCGGCUAGGAUCAACGAUUCGCUCAAGCUGUACAACGAAUCGGUGAUGAAUCGGAGCCUGUCGGAUGAGCAGUGUAGGAAUGUGUUUUCAUUGCCACAGGGAAAUAUAACAGAUUCCUUUCAUGUGGUGAAAGACGAUGGAACGCUGAAAAAGCCAGCCGACGGUCCGGCGAGUCCGGUGGUGAAGAAACCUCGAGAGUUGCUGAACGGCGGUGGCAGCAAUGGUCGCACCAAAAUAGCCUACCAGCGGCAGCAAUCCGAGUCUACGUCGGCCACUUCGCCCGGAACUGACACGGACAGCUGGACCGGAGAUCGGGGACUGCUGCGGUCGAAAUCUCAGGGUAACUACUAUUCCGGCAAUAGUUUCAUGGACAGCGAGGAGGAGGAGGAAACUUCCGGCACGCUGAAGGCAUCGGACCGACCGCAGACCUCCAUUCACAUUCGGAUGGAUUGUUACGACGAGGAAAAGCUUGGGAAUGGCGAGGUGCUGGUGAGCAGCACCGAGGACAGUAUGACAACGACUACCAGUGUACCCAGCGAAAGCCAUGUGGUGGCAGAAGAUGAAGUGGUGCUGAGGAAGGCUCCCAGGACGGGUUCCACGGCGAUCAAGAGACGCUCAGGGAAUCGUCGCUCGAGGACAAAGCUGAAGCGGCGCUGUUCCAUCAAUGGUCAUUUUUAUAACCGAGAAACGUCGUUCUUUACGCCCCCGCAUGGGUCGCUGAUGAAUGUGUGGGUCACGUCGCUGGUGAAUACUCAGGAGGUGAUCAAUCUAUUGCUGGAGAAAUACAAGGUGGACAGUCGGGCCGAGAACUUUGCUCUGUUUGUGGUGAAGGACAAUGGCGAGCAGAAAAAGCUGAAGGAGGACGACUAUCCGCUGGUGGCAAGGGUUAUUUUGGGACCACACGAGGACAUCGCUAAGCUCUUUUUGAUGGAUGGCCAGCAGACGCCAGAGAUAAGUAGUGAAGUGGCCCAGUUUUUGAACCUGUCGAUACCGGAGUGCCGCGCUAUUCUGCAGCGCUAUCACGAGGAAGAGCAGAGGGAACUGUGUCGAAUAAAAACAAAAUACGAGGAACUGCGGAGAAGGAUCGUUCAAAGGAUGGAAUCGCUAAAAGUUAGACUGUGAGAAGAAUUAUAACCGCGAUAGUAACGAAAUGUUUUACACUGCGCACAAAAACGAAACCGUUUACGUCAAGUCAUAACGUUGAACGAUUCCAUUCAUGUCGUCAAGCUAUUUAUACUGCUUACAAGUGCUGAAUCGACCUGUGAAAACCGGAGAGCCACAUCUCCGCCAUUAUCUAAUCAUAUAAUAAUAAUAAUAAUAAUUUAUUAGAGGAGCUUCAGAGUCAACCGAGUGCUAAUUACGGCGAUUAAAAUAUCAAUUAUCAUAUUCACCAGUCUGACAUUAAUUCUAGCACACAGCUAGACACCGUUUAUUUGUUCUGAAUGUAAUUAUUUAACAAAAAGUGCUUUUUCUGUUUGUUUGUUUGCUUCUCAAUAAGAGAAGUCGCCUUAUUGAGGGCCAGGUUUUUUUUAAAUCAAUAUAACUCUAAUUAAGAAUUAGUCAAGCCAUCAAAGAAUCAUAAGUGUACGUAACUGGUUGUUUAGAUACGCGUCAUAUCAUUUCGAAUAAUUUCCAGUCAUUUCGGCAUCGAAAUGACUACUUCGAGCCCAUCAGACUCCUCACUCACGACCAGCAAAACUCAUCAUUCGAAUAAGAGAGAACACGAAUCAUCGAAACAGAAAUUUCAAACUUCCGAUGUGACAAAUAAACACGCUUCAAGAAUCCCAAUAGGCAAACUUAAAAAUAUAAACAAAACUAAACAAAAGAUGAGCAAAUCACAAUCAACGGCUGCUGUGCAUAAAAUUGAAAAACAAAAAAAAAGAACGAUAUAUGAUAGAUUGUUCCAUGGCUGCUGCCCGGAAAAAAUGAAUAUAAAGCAAGCAUUAUGAGCACUGAUAAGUAGAGAAAAAGACGACAGGAUAAAAAAUCAUGUCGAACAGCAAUGAAGUGAGAACGAAACAAUAAUAUAGCAAUUAUAUAACGCUGACAGAACAUAAACCAUAUAUCGGUUGCUGCG